Messenger RNA from Botrytis sinoallii, 911 nucleotides. RefSeq lists its product as uncharacterized. The transcript has 4 exons. Bases 660 to 911 code for a protein of 83 amino acids. The record is from RefSeq and is a predicted model, not a curated record. Lineage: Eukaryota; Fungi; Ascomycota; Leotiomycetes; Helotiales; Sclerotiniaceae.
UCUCUAUGCUGAAGUACUAAGGCUUUCGGAAGAAAUUCGAAAUUCGGAAGGGUAGUUCGAACUUCAUACGUCCCGGGAGAGCCGCGAAUUGAGUCUAGCCUUGUAUCGAAUACUAGGCCUCUCUGAUGAAUGAGAUAUGAUGUACGCCUCGAAGCUGACCAUUUAGUUUUCCAUCAAAUGUGGUUACCUCCUGCGAACAAAAGCAUACCAAAAUUGUGGCGCCUAUCACGUGAUCGUAAAAGAUCUACUGUGCAACGUCUUAAUUUUGGGAAUUUGCAUGCUUGCAUCAUUCCUUUUGUAUAUAUACUUCCCCUUUCCUCUUAUGAAGAUAUAAGAUUUGAUACAUCGAUAACAUCUCUAGUCUAAACUUUUAGGAGUCUUAUAAUGCAUAGCAUUGUAUCACAGGAGAUUUCGAGUGAUAACUGAAUCGAGUUAAGGUAUUUAUUCAUUUGUCAAAUACCUACAUAAAUGAAUGCGGUAUCAUUAUCAUCCUCCAAUCUCUGUUACAUGGUCUCCUUCAUAUCUGGGUCUCUUUCCUCCUGUAUAGCUCUUGCCUCUUCGUACCCUAAUCUCGAUGAUCAAAGAAGCGCCACUGUUAGAAUUACAACAAUAGCCGCUCCAAUUUGCAAGUAUCAUCUGAAUACUAUGUGAGCUAUUCUAUGAUGAAAGCAUCUGGAAGAUCUGGUAACUCAGACAACAACGGCCACAUCAAGACGAGAAGAGGCUGGGGACUUUCCAGUCUCUACUUUUCCGUGAAGAGAAUCAUCAUUGCUUGGGCACGAUGUCUUGUUAACGCAAGAAAAGUUUUCGGCAAGCCAAGCAAGAAGACCGCAAUUUUCGAGAAAGAUUUUCAAGCUCAAAAACAUCCGCUCAAUACAUUUACCACUCAGCAAAUCAUGAGACAGUUCUGA